Messenger RNA from Cyprinodon variegatus (sheepshead minnow), 4671 nucleotides. It is a transcript of the gene zhx2a, whose product is annotated as zinc fingers and homeoboxes 2. The transcript has 14 exons. The coding region runs from base 657 to 3356 and encodes 899 amino acids. Lineage: Eukaryota; Metazoa; Chordata; Actinopteri; Cyprinodontiformes; Cyprinodontidae. Gene Ontology annotation, biological process: regulation of transcription by RNA polymerase II. Gene Ontology annotation, molecular function: DNA-binding transcription factor activity, RNA polymerase II-specific; DNA binding. The record is from RefSeq and is a predicted model, not a curated record. Gene Ontology annotation, cellular component: nucleus.
AUUUGACAGCAACAACCCGCAGUUCAUUCAUUUUCAGAGCAGCGGACAUGUCUGGAUGAUACUUCAGGUUCCCUCCUGCUAUCGGGAAGGAGAGUUUUCCACUUUUUCUUCGCCGGCGGCCAAACUUUUCAGCAUGGAGCCGCUCUGGACGGACACCGGCGCUCCGGUACGACAUGCAAAUACGUCCUCUGACGUCGGCGAUCAUGUGGCUUUUGGCGUAGAUCCUCCUUGUGAUCGCCAAUUUUUUUUUUUUUCCUUUCCCCGUCGCCUGUUGUCUCGUCAGAGCCAGUCGGCGUGUUUGCUGCUCCAGCAUCGCGGUACCUGAACGUCGCGUCAACAAGCGGUGGGCAGGAUUGUCUCUGGCUCCAGCUUUGCCUGAAGUUGGGGAGUCUCGACUUACAAUAUAGUCAAAAGGCAUCAUCCUGUCAUGAAGACCCAGAAGAUCUGCCAGUGUUGGAGCUGACACCGCCAACUGGUCCAGCCCACGCUGCUCCACUAUCAGCCCAUCUCUCAUUCUCCUGUUUGGUCUCACCGCUAACAGUAAAAACAUUUCCGUUGACGUCUCUGACUGAGCAGUGUAGGAAAGUCCUGGUCUGGGUGUGCUUUAGCCACUCACACCGCAGGCAGAAGCAUCUUUAACCACAUCCCCAGAAAACAUGUCAAGUCGGCGCAAGGCCUCCACUCCCUGCAUGAUCCGACCAGAGCAUACUCGGGUGGAGGUGGACGAUGAUGAGGAUGACUCGCACAAUAUGGAGGUAACUGAAAACCAUGUUCAGGAGGCACCCAUGAACACGUUCCGUCCUAUCCAAGCAGAGCCAACAACAGACUCUGAUGUAAUGGGAAAAGCAGCUGAUCCUCCUACAGGUCCUGAUAAACCACAAAAAGAGCCGCCAGAUCCCCAGAAACCUCAGCGCAGACAGCAGGGGGGCUACGAGUGCAAAUACUGCCCCUUCUCCACACAGAAUCUCAACACCUUCAAAGAACACGUGGACUCCAACCACCCCAACGUCAUCCUCAACCCGCUUUACCUGUGCGCCGUCUGCAACUUCAACACCAAGAAGUUCGAUACCCUAACGGAGCACAACGAGAGCUGCCACCCAGGGGAGAGCAACUUCAAAUUCAAACGCAUCAAAAGGAACAACCAGACAAUCCUGGAGCAGACGAUAGAGGGCUGCAGCAACAACGCAGCCAUUUACAACACGUCUGCUUCCCAUCAUGGCAAAGCGGACAGACUGGGCACACCCCCACUUAGCAAAAGCAACGCAGUGAAAACUGCUAAACCAAAAACAUUGUCUGCAGAUACCAAACGGACAGAAUCACAGAUGAGUAAACUCAGCUCUGAUCUCGCCAAGAAACCAAUAACUGCGCUCAACGUGAACGGGACGGUUAUCAUCCCAGAGUCGACUCUGCUCAAAGCAGACAGCCUUUCUCACAUCAUGCCUUCUCUACAGCAGCCUAUCAACUAUACCCAGGUGCCGAAGAUCGCAGUGCCCCUGAACACAACCAAAUACAACCCAUCCCUGGAUGACAACCUGACGCUCAUCUCCUCCUUCAACAAGUUCCCGUACCCAACGCAGGCAGAGCUAUCUUGGCUCACAGCGGCCUCCAAGCACCCGGAGGAACAAAUCAAAGUCUGGUUCACCACGCAGCGGCUCAAACAGGGCAUCAGCUGGUCUCCUGAAGAGGUAGAAGAAGCGAGGAAGAAGAUGUUUAACGGCACCAUCUCCUCAGCGCCUCAGACUCUAACAGUAGUGACUCCACAGCUCAGCUCCUCCAUCAACCGCACCGCCAGCACCACGGCCUCCAAACCGCUGCCGUCGGCUGCCUCCGUCCUCCAAUCCCUCCCCUGUCAGAUCCUUGGACAGAGCAGCCUGGUGCUGACUCCUGUGGCCAACGGCUCCAGUGUCACAUGUGCACCUCUGGCGCUCACCGUGGCUAACCAGGUGGCGCAAUCCCUCAAGCGGCCACUGGCCACUCCUGUCAUCGCCACAGAGAGCAAGCGACCCUCGAUCAUUCAGACGGCCUCUGCGCUGACAGCUACGUCCAAGAUGGCUUCGACCAAAAUGCUUAGCUUCACCACGGACUCAAACAAAACGGCGGAGCAGCUGUCAGUGCUGCGGUCCAGCUACACUCUGUGUCCUUUCCCCGAGGAAGAUGAGAUCUACAGGCUGAUAGAGACUACAGGACUGUCCAGGGGAGAGAUCAAGAAGUGGUUCAGUGAACAGAGGCUCCUUAAUCUCAAAAGUGUAGAUUCUUCACCUGUGUCGGUGAAAGCAGAGGCGUCCCCUCCAGUUCCUGAUGGUCCUGUGAAGAAAGCUGUCCCGCACCAGUUCCCUCUGCUGGAGAGGGUGAAGGGGAAGACGACAGAGCAGCUCAAGGCACUGGAGGAGAAUUUCCAGAGAAGCAGCACUCUGACGGAAAAGGAGCUCGAACAUCUGGCUCAGGAGACCAAGCUCUCCAAGACGGAGGUGGACUGCUGGUUUUCGGAGCGCCGCGCCCUGAGGGACAACAUGGAGAAGGUUCUGCUCACCAUGGCCUCCAAGAACACAGAAGACCGAGUGGAGCGGCUUGGAGGAGCCCUGCUGAAUGGAGCAUCUCAUCAAGAGCAGGAUGGGAAGGACCGUCACUCUUCUCCUCACCCACCUGUCCUCUCCUCUUCCUCCUCAUCCUCCUCUUCCCCUCCUGUGCUCGCCGCCUCCUCUCCUCAACCUCAGACGCAUUCCUCUUCGCGAUCUCCUCCCAUCCUCAACUCUUCUUCUCCGCAUCCUCCCCUCCUGUCAACCUCCUCGAGCCCAAAUCUCAUCUCAAGUCGUACACUACCCCUCCUCAGGGAGAUGUUCUGCCGGACCCAGUGGCCGUCCCCAGAGGAGUACAGCCAGCUGGAGCUCCAGACAAACCUGGGCCGCACCGACAUCGUCCGCUGGUUCAAGGACCACCGCUCGGCCCUGAAGAACGGCGAGAAUCUGGAUUGGAUGGAGGCUCCCCAGAAGCCAAGCGUCACUGAGCAGCAGAAAGCCGGCCAGCAGCAGAACGGACAGGUCUCUGAGAACAGCCAGAGCGUUUCCUUGGAAGUCAAGGCUGUGAAUGAGGAGGAGGAGGUCGGUGGGAACGUAGCAGCUGCAGAGAAACAGUCCAGCCAAGACAAGGGGCAGUGGUUGGCCGAGCGGCUAACUCAGGGUGUGGCUGACCUGAGCCGAACGGGGCAGGACCAGAAAAGCUGUGGUGCUUCAGAUAAAGGAAGGUGGGUAAAGGUCACCGUUGCUGCUGGAGAGGAGACUGAGGGAGUGGAUAGACAGAGGCUGGCAACCGACACUGGUGUUCUGACCAUGGAGCAACCAGGAAGGGUGACUGGUUGAUGGAGAAAUAAAUCUAUAAAUGCAGAUUGAGCACCCAUCGUGAGGCAAGUGGAGACAACCAAUCAGAUCCGUGGUGUGUCUGUGAUGUCAUCAAACCACAGCAGUGUGGAGAAGAGCUGACGCUGACACAAGGAAGAGGAGAGCCAAAGCUGGACUUGACGCAGAUCUCCCACUUCUGUUAUUAUUUAGUUGUCUUAAUAUUUCUGUAAAUAGUUUUUCAUUCAGAGGAACGGCCUGUUCAGGUGUUCCUGCAGGGCGGAUGGCUUUUCUUUUUAGAGUUUUUGAUAACUGAAUGUUGCCCCAAAACCUGGAAUGUUUCUGGUUGAUGUAAUGAGAUCAAAAUGUAUUAUAGUCUAUUUACUGGGGAACCACCCCCUCCUUUUUUUAAAAGAUAAAAAUAGAUGCAUUUUGCUCAAUAUGAGCAGAUCUUGAUGGCACUUGCAUAUUUUCUUGUGGUAGAGGUAGAUGUUCUCAUACCAGGCUGCUUUCAGAUGCCUUUACGGUGAUACGAUGUGGGCGAGCGAGAGGAGUGUGCUGCUGAGGAAACAAAAGUGCACCAGGGUGCUGAUACUUUAACAAACCUCGCCACGGUUUGCGUAAGCUGCACUCAUGAAGCCGAUGUAGAACAUAACGUGCACAUUUCUACAGAGAACUGAUGAAUCCCGGAGAAUGCAGGGUCUGUUGGACACCAAGCUGCCUUUCCAGCUCAUACCUGCAGAGUCGGGUAUAGUUUCAGCUUCAUGGUUGGUUCUGUGUUGUAGGUUUUGGCUGAAGCUACCAAAAGCCUUUUUUCUCUUUUAUUUUUUAGUGAAAAUGCUACAUGCACUCUGAAUACGCCGAGCACCUUUAUCUGAGCCUUUUCAUGUAUCCGUCUUGUUCAGCUGUAAAUACACCAUCUAAGCUUCUUUUCUUUAGACUCAAGGUGGGACUGAAUUCCCUUUUAUUUCUGUACACAACUAAAAAAGGUCGGCGAAUGGAGGAUACAAAAACAAAAAUUUAAAAGGCGGAUGUAAUGUCAGCAGUCAAAAGCUGUCAUGGAUUUCAAGGGUUUGUUUUUGAUUCAUACCGAGGCAUCGUUUUAAACUUGAUCUCUAAUUUCUACAUGAAUGAAAUGUUUUUUUUUUCUUUUCAGACAGCAAGUAAAGGAGCUGUAAGUUGCCAUCAGCUGUAUGACUGUAUGCUGACUGCAUGUUAGCUCCUGCUGCUUUAGCCUCACGGUUUCAAAUACUGAACGUUUUCCUGACCUGUUAAAGGAGUACUGCUUGCAAUUUCAUUUUCUACAAGAAGUCUGAUGCAAUUCAAUAAAAACAAAGUU